GAACAAGUUCAAUCUUUUUAAUUAUAAAUGAAAAUAAUAUUUUUAACAUUUAUUGUCCUUAUUCUAGUUCAGGAAUUUGUUUGCAAUGAAGAAAUUCGACGAAGAGCUGGACGUCAAAAAGCUAUUUUACCACCAACCACACCUGAAGUUACAACCGUCGCUAAUAAAAAGCCAAAUUCUGACGAACUUUGUCAAAUGUUAGGGGGCAGUUGUCAAAUAGCAUGUGAAGGCUUAUAUAACAUUUUUUCAACGUGUUCGUUAGGUUUAUCGUGUUGCAUCAUAUUUAAAUUACAAAAUGGGGGUGAUGUUGGAACGGAAUAUAGAGACACUUUCCUCAUUGAAACUAUAAGAGGUGAAGAUUCAAAUUUUGACAAAAAGAAGUGCAGAGCAUCCGACUACGAUUGUGAUUCAGAAGAAGAUGAUAAACCAGAGAAGGAACAUAAACAACAUCCGGUGUCAGAGGAAAAGAAAAUCUCAGCCGAAGUCCCUGUAGAGAUUCCAGAAUCAACUAAAAGCUUUGAAGAACCAGAAAAAGUUUAUUCGGAUUCUGUUGAAACGAUGGAAAUUGAAGACUCGUCCGAAUCUUCUGAAAUCUCUGAAUCAGAUGAAGAAGAUUAUGUUCCCGUAAGUAAGGAGAAGUCGAAGAAGUCUAGAAAACUAAAAUCUCGAAAAACUUCUUCCGAUAAAGUUCACCGUGAAAAAUUAAAACCUGUUAAGGUUUCUGCAACAAAUCGUCAUAAAAAACAAAAGAAAGUCUCUUCAAGUGCAGAAAAAGAACGGAGUCCAGUUUCUUCCUCAGAAUCUCGAGUUUCUUUCUCAGGAUCUGAUGAAGAUAUUGAAAAGAUUUUCUUUAGUGACAAACCGUAUGUCCCGUAUGAAAACAGAAAGCCAAAAAAAUCGAAAACGAUCAAAAGACGAAAAAUUUCUAAAAGAAAGCAUUCCAACACUUCCUAGAAUUGCUAGAAUAGGAAUUGAAAUAAUUGGAGAGUUUCUCGAAAAUAUUUUCACUAAAUUUUUCAUCCACUAAUAAACAAAUUGACUUUAAAUAAAAUGAACACAAAAAGUUAAAAUUUUCAUAUUUAGAUUUAAAAUGUUAUUGAAAAGUCCAAUGAAAACUCGUGAAUUGUAACUGAAGGUGACACCCACAGUCAUAUUGAAUUAAUUUC
Messenger RNA from Clunio marinus, 1166 nucleotides. The record is from the annotation of a GenBank genome assembly. Lineage: Eukaryota; Metazoa; Arthropoda; Insecta; Diptera; Chironomidae.